ACACGCUUGCACACAUCAUCUCGCCCGCCCGCCCGCUCGCUGCUGCAAGAGCUGCAACUGGAAACGCGCACUAUAUAAUAAUUUUCUACAAGAAUCGCCUUUUCUUUCCAACUUUAUCACCGUACGCCCCCCUUAACUCGCUCGCAGCACAGAGUCCUCGACGUGAUCCGACCUUUGAUUGGAUUAUAGCGGGUUAGCCUUUGCCCUCUAACCCCCGUUGCUGAAUUUUGGCUAGCUGCUUUCUGCUCCCUCCCCGGAGGACUGAGGACCCGUGGACCGAGCGGCGCAGCGACUUGCGCGGACACUACACACCGUGACGAGCCCCCACCGCCGCCACCAGUGAAGCCGGAGCCGAGCCACCGAGCACUCGGUAGGCAGACGAGAAGAGACGAGGAGCCAUGCGGAGGAAAUCGAGGAUAUUGUUAUGUUUUGCUGUGCUUUGGGUGCUGGGGAUAGCCUACUACUUCUACUCGGGGACGGCGUUGGGGCGAAAGGAUGACUGGGACUCAAGUGACUCGUCCGGCCGAUACAGAGCUCGUAACUCUGAUGACAAGACUCACAGUCUGGAAGAUCUGCCACCUGGUAAGGUCCGCUGGCAGGAUUUCGACCAGGAUCUAUAUGUUGGAGCCACCGUGGUCCGACCAGGCCAGGACCCGUACGCCAGAAACAAGUUCAACCAGGUGGAGAGCGAUAAGCUCCGUAUGGACAGAGCUGUGCCAGAUACCAGACAUGACCAUUGCAGACAUAAGCAAUGGAAGUCCGACCUGCCAGCUUCGAGUGUGGUCAUCACUUUUCACAAUGAAGCCCGCUCCGCUCUGCUGCGCACCGUUGUCAGUGUAUUGAAGAAAAGUCCUGCUCACUUGAUCAAAGAGAUCAUCUUGGUUGAUGACUACAGUGACAAUCCGGAGGACGGAGCGCUGCUGGGCAAGAUCGAGAAAGUCCGCGUGCUGAGAAACGACCGCAGAGAAGGACUGAUGCGCUCGAGGGUUCGUGGCGCAGAUGCUGCCACAGCGCCAGUUCUCACCUUCCUGGACUCUCACUGUGAAUGUAAUGACCACUGGCUUGAGCCGCUGCUGGAGAGAGUAGCUGAGGAUAAGAGCAGAGUGGUUUCUCCCAUCAUUGAUGUCAUCAACAUGGACAACUUUCAGUAUGUGGGAGCCUCGGCUGAUCUCAAAGGAGGUUUCGACUGGAAUUUGGUGUUUAAAUGGGAUUACAUGACGUUGGACCAGAGACGAGCAAGACAAGGCAACCCGAUCGCUCCCAUAAAGACUCCCAUGAUAGCAGGAGGCCUGUUUGUCAUGGAUAAGGAAUACUUUGAGCUUUUGGGGAAAUAUGACAUGAUGAUGGAUGUAUGGGGAGGAGAAAAUCUGGAGAUCUCAUUUCGCGUGUGGCAGUGCGGCGGAAGUCUGGAAAUCAUCCCAUGCAGCCGAGUCGGGCACGUUUUCAGGAAGCAACACCCUUAUACCUUCCCUGGUGGUAGCGGGACUGUCUUUGCAAGGAACACCAGGAGAGCUGCUGAAGUGUGGAUGGACGAGUUCAAAAACUUCUACUACGCCGCCGUUCCCUCGGCAAGAAAUGUGCCCUAUGGAAACAUCCAGAGUCGUUUAGAUAUGAAGAAGCGUUUAGCCUGUAAGCCCUUUAAAUGGUACCUGGAGAAUGUCUACCCUGAGCUGCGUGUCCCAGACCACCAAGACAUUGCAUUCGGGGCCUUGCAGCAGGGAGGAAACUGCCUCGACACGCUCGGACAUUUUGCCGACGGCGUGGUGGGCGUUUACGAGUGCCACAACGCUGGCGGAAACCAGGAGUGGGCCCUGACGAAAGAUAAAUCAGUCAAACACAUGGACUUGUGUCUGACAGUGGUGGAAAGAACGGCCGGCUCCCUCAUCAAACUGCAAGGCUGUCGAGACAAUGACAGCAGACAGAAGUGGGAGCAAAUUGAGUCCAACUCGAAGCUUCGUCACGUGGGCAGUAACCUGUGUCUUGACAGCCGCAGUGCCCGCAUGGGUGGGCUCACUGUGGAGGUGUGCAGCCCCAACCUGAGCCAGCAGUGGAAGUUCACCCUGAAUUUACAAUCCUAGGGGACAACAUGGCCGCCACUAGACAUCGCCACGAUGCUCUGCUAAGAGCAUUACACACCAACAAACUUUACGAUGAAGUAAAUGUCAACUGGAGGAGAAAGACAAACAUGAUGGACGGAUGAAUGGGUCCAUCUUACUCCUCCUCAGGGGUAUGAGGUCAUUUCUACACCACCACUCCACCCCCUCCUCCGACAUAAAGACUGGCGGAGGGCCUUGUAGACCUUAAACAGGAAACUGACCAUAUUUAGUGGGAGGAACAGUGCUGGUGACACUGAUGAGGGUAAUGACGAUGAUGAGCAGGAUAAAAGUGAAGGCUUUCCAUCCAACUACUACAUACCUCAGUGUUUUUCUCAUUGAUGGUUCGGGAGGCAAAAUAACGUGGAUUCUUCGAGUCGUUUGUUGUCUUGAAUGCUGGUGGAAAUCAACUUGAGUGUUUUUAUUUCGUAAUUAUUUUCUUUGGAAUAUUUUAAAUACUGUUAAUUUGUGGAGGUUUGCAGGAGCUUUUCUUUUUUUCUUUUUGAAAACAAAAACAAGAUUUUCCAAACCGAGCCAGAACUAUUGAUUUGGAGGAAAACAACGUUGAAUAUUUUUUCCCCCCCCGUAUAUUGAAACUUUUCGGUUUACAGGAUCAGCAGAGAUGAGGUGGAUGGAAUUAUUUUUUUUUUCUUCUAUUCUUUUUUUUUUCCUCCCGCAAAAGUUGAAGAGAAGAUUUCCCCACAACACGCAACAAAGCUCUGGAGGAAUUCUCCGAGAAUAUGGAGUUGAGGAAAUCUGCUCUCCUCAGGCUGUAGCACUGGCUGCUGCACUUUAGUAUCAUUCGUUUUUGUCUUUAAAGCAGCAACACACCACGAAGCUCUUAGCAGCCUUUUUUGUUUACUUUCUCUCAUAAGCAAAUUGGGGAAAAAACUGCAAGGACAAUGAACACUAGAGGAUUGAUGUAUUUUCUUUACUCUUGCUGCUCUUCGGCUACUCCCUCGGGAGCGCCUCCGUUUUAUACAAUGUCUGUUUGCAUUGUGAUUUUAUUUUGCCCAGCACAUCAGAGUGAGUUUGUGUUAUUUACUGUUGCCGCGGUUUCUCCCAAGAGGCAAUGGGAAUAAAUAGUGCAACUUGUAUUAUCACCACCAACUCUUAUUAGUUUCUCAAGGGUAGCUCUGACCUGAAGCGCCACACUUGGUAAAAUGUGUUUGUCCAAUUGAUAUAUUGUAUCCCACAGGCACAGGGGAAACUAAACCACAACUGCAGCUGCAUAAAUAUGAAGUGGAAGGAACACAGGUUAAAUGAUUAUUUGGGUCUUGUUCAAAUUCUCUUUGUGGCAGUACUGUCACUCAGUGAUUGAAUACAUGCGACUAACGUUUUGGGUGAAGUUAUUACAAAUCUGAUUCAGUGUUAUUAAAAAGAAUGAAUGGUUUAAGUUAGCCUGACUGUUAAUAGAACCUUUGUCCAAUUAUUGUUUAUGGUACAUAAAAUAUUAUUGCUGUCCGAUGGCACCACGAAGCAUUAAAUUAAGAACACAAAUAACGACUGAAGCACCAGAAGUAAAUGCAAUACUGUGUUUUCUGGUUAAUGUUUUUAAAUGAAUUGUACAUUGAAAUAGUGCAUUGUUAAAGGCGUUUUUUUGUUGUUGCAAAAACGACGCUCCCCAGAAAAGUGGGAAUGUUGGGCUCUAGCUAACCUCAUUGGUUCGAUAGUGCCACACUUUAGGGUGCAUGCAGGAGAAGAAUCUUUUGAAUGUCAUCUAAAAACUAUUAAGUCAAUUCACAUGGUUGCCCUCAGACAGCAAUGCUUGUGUAUCAUAAACAAUUAUCUGCAAAAGCUGCAAUAGUACAUCUACAUUCACAAAUAAUGAAACCAAAAAGAUUUUUUUUAAUACUAUUUAAUUUCUUUGGCUUCCUCUCCACCCAUGCUUUCUUUCCUUUUUUUUAUUUUUUUUAUAUGACUUUUUCCAAAUGGCAGUUUUGUCUGUUGUCCGUCUUGGGCCAUUUUUACUCCGUGUCUUUUCCUUUGUCUUAAACUAAAGUUGAAGCCACCAGGCUGACACUGCAGCUACUCGCAGAGCCUAUCCUGACACUUGAUAGGCUUCUGCGCUGGACUGCCAGUACCUGUGAGUGCCGGGGCAGAUACAGAACUUGGUUUUGAGGAGAGAGAGAGAGAGCCCUGUUUCCAUGGUCACUGUACUGUACUACUCAGAAGACCCAAAUGUUUGUUAGUUUGGAAGUUUGAAACUCAGAUGAUGUUUUGAGGGAGCUAUUGUGUUUGGAUAGAUGCAAAACAAAGGUAAAUUUGUUUCGAUUUAGAAUUUAAGAAUCAGCAUUCUAGACUACCAGUGGGGUCAAAUACUCUAAGGCAGUCACUAUUCAUUAUUGUGUUGUCUUGGCACCUCCUAACAAAAGAUUAUAAAACAAAGUGUAGCUUUUAUGUUGCCAGUUUUCAUUAUUGUGCAGCUUUCUUCAAGUUACAUUUAUAAUUCUUCCAAGUGUUGUACUGACUGCAUAGAAUCCAAUUUACUAAAGAUAGAAAGAUGUUUGUUUAGUGUAGAGCGCCCUCUACUGUCACUUUGUAGCAACUAAGUUAAAAAUGACAUUCUCUAAACCGGGUGAGGAACCUGCAUCCCGUGGGCCAUGGACGGCCCCCGGGAGGUAUAAUUUGGUGUUAUGCACUUCUAAAAACAUGUUUGAUUGCCUCAUAUUUUGUCAUAAAAAUAAUAUUGUCCUCUGAGGAUUUUUUCCCCCUAAACUGAAAUGGGCCUUGUCAAGAAAAUGGUUCCCUGCCCUAUUAUGAGCGACCAAAGAGUUUCAGGCGUCAUUAUUAUUAGCUGUUGCUUUUAUGAACUGUUCAUCCAGUUGGAACCAAACUGCACAUAUCUAAGUUACCAUGGCAACACAGUCACCUAUUCUUUUUGAACCAGAACCAUUUAAUCCAAUGCCGUUUCUUUAAAAAGACAACACAAUCCCAUUGAUUGGAUGAUUGAAUGUUUACAUCUUUAGCACACCGUGCCAACGUUUCUCCCUGUUUUUUUUUGUUUUUUUUUUAAAGAGAGAACAGUAUGUUUUUCACAGGGUAUAUACAGCUCAGCUUUCUGAUUUAAUGUCUUAACAUUUGUGACAAGGACAUCCAAAGCAUGUUUGAAAUGAUUCAUAGUUGAAUUUAAUUUUGUGGACAAAAGAAAGGUGUAAAACUCAAGUUCCAGAUUCAUUUGUCAUUUUGAUUCCUAUCAUUAUUGCGAAAGCCUACUUUAGAUUAGCAUCCAUUUUACGUUCGUAGUCUUUAGGUAUUAAAAUGUGAAUUUGGGUCAGAAUGUGUCACAAGUCUCAACAACUGAUGA
This is a messenger RNA of Syngnathus acus (greater pipefish), 5400 nucleotides long. RefSeq names its product UDP-N-acetyl-alpha-D-galactosamine:polypeptide N-acetylgalactosaminyltransferase 2 (gene galnt2). Gene Ontology annotation, cellular component: Golgi apparatus. The record is from RefSeq and is a predicted model, not a curated record. The transcript has 16 exons. The coding region runs from base 399 to 2078 and encodes 559 amino acids. Lineage: Eukaryota; Metazoa; Chordata; Actinopteri; Syngnathiformes; Syngnathidae.